ACAAGAAGCACGGAGCCAUUUGCUCCCGUUUGCUGUCACCUGAUUGCAGCCGCUUGCAGCGUCCUACAAGUGACGUAAGAAAGGAAAGUUGAAAAUUUCGGCACUCCGGGUCGCCACGGGAAAAAGUAAGCACCCACUUUUUAGCGACGACGAUUCGUUGAGCCCCGGUUAGCGCCCGCGAAGUCGGCGAUUAUGUUCAGCUGGUCCACUGCGGCGUUCGACAAGCUGUUGGACAAGGCUACGAGCCAUUUGCUGUUGGAACCCGACUGGCCAUCAAUCAUCCAGAUUUGCGAUUGCAUUCGGCAGGGCGACGUGCAACCAAAGUACGCUGUUAGUGCGAUCAAGAAGCGACUGUACACGCGCAAUCCCCACGUGACCCUGUUUGCUCUGCAGGUUCUCGAGUCCUGUGUCAAGAACUGCGGCUCCCUGGUUCACAAUGAAAUCGCUACCAAGCCUUUCAUGGAAGAGUUGAGGGAUCUUGUGAAGGCAAACACCAACGAAGCUGUGCGAGAUAAGGUACUAGAGCUAGUGCAGGCUUGGGCUCACGCAUUUCGCAACGACCCCAACUACAGGGCCGUCCAGGACACGCUAAACCUGAUGAAAAUGGAAGGGUACAAGUUCCCGUACCUGAAGGAGAGCGACGCCAUGUUCUCGGCCGACCAGGCCCCCGAAUGGGCGGACGGCGACUGCUGCCAUCGGUGUCGCGUCCAGUUCUCUCUUGUCCAGAGAAAGCACCAUUGCCGCAACUGUGGCCAGAUCUUCUGCCAGAAGUGCUCCUCGCAAAACGCGCCCAUUCCUCGAUUUGGCAUCGAGAAAGAAGUGCGCGUCUGCGAGGCCUGCUUUGAGAAGCUCUCCGCCGCAAGCAAGGCCCUGGCGGCCAAGGCACCACAGAAAGGAAGCGGCUCCGAGCAUUCAUCCCCUAGCCAGACCUCUUCCGCACCUGCUGGGGGCAAAUCUGAGCAGGAAUUGCAGGAAGAGGAGGAACUGCAGCUGGCAUUGGCACUCUCCAAGAGUGAAGUGGAAACCAACCAGCGUUCCACUCGGAGAUCGUGGCAGCCUCCGAGUACAGUGUCGAACACGACCACAACCAAUUCGUCAAGUCCGCCGGUUUCGGCCAUCGAUGCUGGCGACAAGGCUUCGGACAAGACGCGCCGCAAGGACCUGGCAGACGGCGACCCGGAGUUGGCUCGCUACCUGAACCGCGCCUACUGGGAACAACGGCAGCAACAGCAGCAGCAACAGGACACCAACGCGGUCGACGGUCUGCCGUCGCGACAGAGCCCUAUACCGAGUGCACCGACCUCCGCAGGCUCGCCGUUUACCGUUCCACCUAAAAACGCUGAGAAAGUGGACAUUAUCGGUGGCGAGGCGGACUCUCAGCUUGAGGAGUUCGUCGCCCAGCUGCGCUCUACGCUGGAGGUGUUUGUCAACCGACUGCAGAGCAAUGCGGCUCGUGGAAGGCCUGUGGCCAACGACUCCUACGUGCAGAGCCUGUUCAUGAGCGUCACUAACAUGCACUCGCAGCUGCUGCAUCACCUCCAACAACAGGAGGACCUGCGCGAGUACUACGAAGGUCUGCAGGACAAGCUGGCCCAGAUCAGAGAUGCCCGUGCCGCCCUGGACGCCCUGAGAGAGGAGCACCGCGAACAACUCCGACGGGAGGCGGACGAAGCCGAGAGGCAGCGGCAGAUCCAGAUGGCCCAGAAACUGCACAUCAUGAGGCAGAAGAAGCAGGAGUACUUGCAGUACCAGCAUCAGCUUGCCCUGCAACGGAUGCAAGAGCAGGAGCGGGAGCUUCAGAUGCGGCACGAACUUCAGAAGCAGUACCACCACGGCGGCGCCGGAUUUCCCAACCAGCCCCCGGGGUUACCCCCACAGAGCAUGCCUCCUCAGGGAAUGCCUCCGCAGCAGCCCGGUCCACCGGUCAACAUGGGAGGACCUCCGGACCACUCCCACAUGCACCUCCCUCCGCAACUCCGCGGUGGGCCCAUGCCUCCGGUGGGACCGGCACAAGGUCAAGUGAUGCCACCUCCUCAAGGCCAACCCAUCCCGCAGGGAAUGCCCUCGCAAGGACACCCCAUGCCACCACAAGGACAACCGCAUGCCAUGACGACGCAAGGACACACCAUCAUGCCCUCACCAGGACAACACUCGGUACCACCUCAGGGACAGGCGAUGCCUCCACAAGGACACCUCUCGAUGCCCCCGCUGCCACCCCACUCUGCACCAAUGUCGAUGCCCUCCCAGAUCCCGUCGCAGCAGCAACGAGCAAGGCCUCCUAUGCCCAUGCCAACGAUGCCGCCACCGUACCGGUCCCCAACACACGCUGUGCCAACCACGGUACCCAUGCAGUACAUGAUGGGGACGGCGCCACACGCAGCUAUGAUGGGGCAGGCCCAGUAUGGUCCCAUGAGUAUGCCCGCUCCCAUGGGACUUCCCAUGGACUUCCAGGCAUUCAGCAUGCAGCAGGCCAUGUCUAUGGGCAUGCCGAUGAUGCACGGAGCCAUGCCGCACCAGGAAAACCCAGCAGCCUCUCCACCAGCACAGCACCACCGGCCGCCGAGCGCCAACGAGUCUGCGAUGGGCGCGCCGCAGGCCGGGGCUCCACCGCCAGUGCAGGAGGCAGCCCUGAUAAGCUUCGACUAAACUUCGCACGUCUCUUGACGCGUCCAAGAAGGGCAUGCGGUGUUUUGACGAACUCUUUCGUUUGAGGAGUGCUUGCCCCUCCCUGGCCUGCUUGAUGCGAUUGUACAGUCUUGGCACAUUAUAGGAUACGCACACUUCUGGUCCUUAAGUUGAACUUGCUAGGGUAGAAGUGUGGGGCAGUCGGUUAAUAACUCUUGGUGGUCUUUCUCGUGCAGUGCCCGAAGGGUUGUUCUUUCGUAAAAGGAGGCUGUAGAGGAAAGAGGCACUCCUCAUCUCUGCCUUAUUCCCCCUUCCCCUUUUUUUUUAUAAUAUGAAACGACCGCUCGUUGGCUGUGCGAGACAACCCCACGAACUAUUGCCCGCCCAACGAAAAACAAAUGCUUUUAUUAAAUCCCUUUAGCAAGGUGGUGCCACGAGCAACCAGCUGGUCGUGCUUUUACUUUACAGUCGGCUGGUCGUACGACUCAAUCGGAGAUUACAGUGGGGAUGUCGGCAUCCGCAUUUGUGCGAGGAAAAAAAAUAUACAUAUAUGGUUGGAUAGAGGCACUUUCGCUGUCAUGUAUCCAAGUGUGGUACGUCUUUUAAACAGAAGACUGGCGCUCUGAACGCACAACUGCGAAUUGGACUGCAAGUCACUCGAGGAUGCAAUGUAUAAAUAAAAUGCACCAUCACACGACUGCAGUUGCAACAAGGUCUGUGCAAGUUGGCAGUGCCGACAUCUGCGAUAUGCCAACGAACGCUUAACGGAGAUCUUUCUUUUUUAGGCCAGUGUGCUAAGUGGAAAUUUAAUAGGAUUCGCUUGUGGCUGCAUUGGAAUUUCGGAUUAAGAGCAGCUAUCUUUUAUAACCAUGCGCGAAGAAUUGCACACUAGUACUAACCAUCUGAGUUUCGAGAUGCCGCUCUUAAGAGUAACUUAAGUAAAAGGUGUCGGCUGGUAAGUAACUCUUCAGAGCUAUCAGGGUAGCAUUCAACUUGAGGGAGUCUGAUUUUGAUUGCAGUACUGCAUGUGAAGUGUACAUUCUCGUGGGGUGGGGCGGGGGGGAAAAUGCAACAUCGAAAGUAGUCUGUGCUCGCCAUUUCUCAAUGCCGUCAACAUAACUUGAAGGAAUGAAUCGGAAGUAACAUCCGAUUGUUGCCGACAUUUAAAACAUUGGCCAUCUUUUCCAAGAACUCUGCUUUCGUGUAGGUCGUGUUUAGUACUAUGCCCAAUUAUUGCAUUCUUGUCAUCCUUAAUUAAAGCACGGCUGGUCAUGUGCGAUUGUGUUAUCGUUGCGAAGUCUUUUGUGUUUGUGUCCGAAGAGGCUUUGAGUUGGUUUAGGAUAACUACGGAACGUGCUAUAUGUAUGAAAAAAAAAAAUGCAAUUAAGCGGCACGACGGCAACGUUUGUAAUUAUAUAUAGGUGCACGCUAAAGCUAUUUUAUUUCCUGUGUACAUUGAUAUGACUUUUAUGUAUUAAAGGCCUUUUUCUUGAUGCUGA
Molecule: messenger RNA, 4124 nt
Organism: Rhipicephalus microplus (southern cattle tick)
Lineage: Eukaryota; Metazoa; Arthropoda; Arachnida; Ixodida; Ixodidae
Gene: Hrs
Product: Hepatocyte growth factor regulated tyrosine kinase substrate
Biological process (GO): receptor internalization; endocytic recycling
Cellular component (GO): early endosome
Molecular function (GO): phosphatidylinositol binding; metal ion binding; ubiquitin binding
Source: RefSeq, a predicted model, not a curated record